Messenger RNA from Manis pentadactyla (Chinese pangolin), 1888 nucleotides. RefSeq names its product zinc finger FYVE-type containing 19 (gene ZFYVE19). Gene Ontology annotation, cellular component: cleavage furrow; centrosome; midbody. The transcript is spliced from 12 exons. Gene Ontology annotation, biological process: abscission; mitotic cytokinesis checkpoint signaling. NCBI's taxonomy places the organism in Eukaryota, Metazoa, Chordata, Mammalia, Pholidota, Manidae. The record is from RefSeq and is a predicted model, not a curated record. Bases 444 to 1523 code for a protein of 359 amino acids. Gene Ontology annotation, molecular function: phosphatidylinositol-3-phosphate binding; metal ion binding.
GGAGAGAUUUCCCUGUCAGAGGCCGUAGAGGACCGGCUCGAGUGGGCGUACGGGGCAGGGGCGGGGCUGGGUGAAUGUCCAAGGGGUUGUGAACCUGGCGGGCGAGAUUUCAACUCUGCCGACCCUGCCACGCCAGCCCUGGAACCGGGAUGGAGAGUAGGUGCUACAGCUGCGCUGUCAAGUUCACUCUCUUCAAGAAGGAGGUUGGUGUGAGAAUCCAGUAUGGUGCUGGAGGUGAAAUUUCCCUAUAGACUUAUGGCUGUAAGAACUGUGGCCGGGCCUUCUGUUCCGGCUGCCUUGGCUUCAGUGCAGUGGUGCCCCAGGCUGGGAACACCCGACAGAAAGUCUGCAAGCAGUGCCAUGAGGUCCUGACCAGAGGAUCUUCUUCUGCUAAUGCCUCCAAAUGGUCACCACCCCAGAACUAUAAGAAGCGUGUGGCAGCCAUGGAAACCAAACAGAAGCUCCACACUCCCCAGAGCCAGGGACAGACCCGGCAAGACCAAGUCAUCGCUGAGCGCCUGGCACAGCUCCGCCAGGAGAACAAGCCCAAGUCAGUGCCCUCGCAGGCAGAGGUAGAAGCCAGACUAGCUGCUCUGAGGGAUGAACCCCAGAGUUCCAUCCCUUCCACCCAGGAGAUGGAGGCACGGCUUGCUGCAUUGCAGGGCAAAGUUCUACCUUCUCAGAACCCCCAACUGGCGCACAGGCCACCAGACACCAGGACCCAGGCCCAGCAGGCCCAGGAUCUGCUGACACAGAUGACGGCAGAGGUGGCUAUUAAUGAGAGCUGGGAAGGAGGCGGCCCAGGCAACUUCUCCACGUGGCUUCCCCAGGGACCUGCCCCCUCACUUUCCCUAGGUGGGAGAGGCUCUGCUGCUCCCCCUCUGGGAGGCGAAUAUAAAUCAGAGAACAAUGAACAUGCUGCCUCUAGGCAGAACAGCCUCAACCAGGGUGGCCCAGGGGGCCGGAGCGCUAAUUCCAAGGGGAACGCCACCUGGUCUCUGCAAGAGGAGAAGAGCAGGCUGCUGGCUGAGGCAGCUGUCCAGCUGCAGGAAGAGAACACAAGGCAGGAGCGGAUCCUGGCCCUCGCCAAGCGCUUGGCUGUGCUCCGGGGACAGGACCCUGAUAGAGUGACCCUCCAGGAUUAUCACCUCCCAGACAGUGAUGACGAUGAGGAUGAGGAAACAGCCAUCCAAAGAGUGCUUCAGCAGCUCACUGAAGAAGCUGCCCUGGAUGAAGCAAGUGGCUUUAAUAUCCCUGUGGAGCCAACUCUCCAACCCCAGGCCCAAUCCUGCAGGGCAGAGCCUGAGGCCCUGAAGGCCCAGGCCACAGCCCUCAAGCCUGAGGCUGAGGAAGAGGAGCUCCCCUGGUGCUACAUCUGCAAUGAAGACGCCACCCUGCGCUGUGCUGGCUGUGAUGGAGACCUCUACUGUGUCUGCUGUUUCCGGGAAAGCCAUGAUGCCUUUGAACUUCAAGAGCACCAGACAUCUGCCUACAGUUCCCCAUAUGCAGGCCAAGAGCACUGAGGAAACCCUGGUCCUCCCAGGAAGGCAAUCUGAUGGGCAGCUGCACAAGCUGGGGUGGCUACCUCUGAGCUUAGCCUCGGGGUAUCUGAUGGAAGAGCAUGUCAGGCUAGACUGCUCACAGAAUAGCUCUUUCCUGAACUUCAGUGUCCCUGGAAGGAGGAAAGAUUCUCCAUUUGAGAUGAUGACUAGAGAAGCCAGAGGGAAAGCAGAAGUCAGGAGCCCUCCAGCAGCAGAGCCAGGACUGGGAAUGAGGCAUGAUGCAGAAAGGCCAGACUAACUCUAAGGAUGAACCUUGAAACUUGCCCAAGGACCCAGAGCCCUACCCAGUACUUUGUGGAUCUAAUAAAGUAUGUUUGAUUCCUUGA